This is a messenger RNA of Aspergillus glaucus CBS 516.65, 555 nucleotides long. RefSeq names its product NEDD8-conjugating protein UBC12. NCBI's taxonomy places the organism in Eukaryota, Fungi, Ascomycota, Eurotiomycetes, Eurotiales, Aspergillaceae. The transcript has 4 exons. The coding region runs from base 1 to 555 and encodes 184 amino acids. The record is from RefSeq and is a predicted model, not a curated record.
AUGUUGAAGAUCUGGUCGAUGAAACAACAACAGCAACAAGCUGAAAAUGCAGAUGCCGCAGCAGGAAAGAAGAAGAAGAAGGUCACUCCCGCGCAGCUGCGUGUUCAGCGAGACCUUCAAGAACUCACCCUCGGCAGCACCAUGAAAAUGUCCUUCCCCAACCCCGACGACAUCCUCAACUUCACGCUUACCAUCGAGCCCGACGAGGGAAUGUACAAAGGCGGCGUCUUCCACUUCACCUUUGCUGUGAACCAGAACUUUCCGCAUGAUCCGCCAAAAGUGAAGUGUACGCAGAAGAUUUACCAUCCAAAUAUUGAUCUCGAGGGGAAUGUUUGUUUGAAUAUUCUGAGGGAGGAUUGGAAGCCGGUGUUGAAUUUGAAUGCGGUUAUUGUGGGGAUGCAGUUCCUCUUCCUUGAACCGAAUGCGUCCGAUCCGUUGAAUAAAGAGGCCGCGGAGGAUUUGCGUACGAACCGCGAUUCGUUUAAGCGGCAUGUGCGGAGCUCGAUGGCUGGUGGUUCGGUGAGGGGGAAUGACUUUGAACGUGUGCUGCGGUAG